UUUCAAGAUGCAUACUAUGUCCAUGAAUUCAGAGGGUGGAAGGGUGCCACUGUGCAUGAUCCCCUUGAUGCACAGGAUCAAGAUCUGGCCCUCCAAAAGUUCAUUGAUGUGCUUCAUAUGGAGAGGAUAGAUCCAGACAGUUGGUACAUUGAUCAUGCCACUGGGCAUGAAACUGUUCUCAACCAUUGUCUCCCAUCUCUGGAUCAGGAAGUCAUCAACCCAAUAGUCAUCAAAUCCCCAUUCCAUGUUGAUCACAUGAUGCACCUAAAAGAACUUGCUGGUUUCCAAUAUGCACCUGGGAGGAAAGGUCAUGAUGAUGAAGUUCACUACAUCCAGGCCUAUGCAACAGAGAAGACUAUGUCAUACCAGCUUCAUCCAGGUUUAUUCACUCCACUGGAUCUCAUGUCUCUCUUCAUCACAGACAAUCUUGAAACCCUCAUCAAGAAAACUGAGGAGAUGAGCAAGAUCUUGUUCAAUUGUACUGGUGGUGAGGCUGGACAUGCACAGGAAGGUUGUGCAAGGCUCAAAUGCAUGUAUUAUCACAAAUGGCUUGACCUUAUUGCAUUGCUUGGAGUCCAAUCAUGCAACAGAGUGCAAGCAGCCAUCAGACAGAAGUUCAGUACUCUGGUGUGGAUCCCAUUCACUGGAUCAGAUAGGAUAUGGUGCACUGGGCCUAUGACAGGGAGGGGGUGGUUUACAUUGCCUGAGGGACACCCUCCAGCAGGACCCCAGAUUGCCUUGAAUCUGCAUCUGAAUGUCAGGCAUCUGGGAUUGGGAAACCUUUCUUGUGGGUCAUGUCCACUUCAAACCAUGCAGAUGAUAUCAUGGAUGGUGAGGAUGAGGAUGGUAAUGUGCUGCCAGCUGCACCCAGGGCUGCCAUACAGCAUGAGGAUGAGGGAGAUGAUAGGAUAUCUUUAUUGUGAGGAGCAUUGA
Molecule: messenger RNA, 933 nt
Organism: Pisolithus orientalis
Lineage: Eukaryota; Fungi; Basidiomycota; Agaricomycetes; Boletales; Pisolithaceae
Exons: 3
Source: RefSeq, a predicted model, not a curated record